Molecule: messenger RNA, 724 nt
Organism: Mercenaria mercenaria
Lineage: Eukaryota; Metazoa; Mollusca; Bivalvia; Venerida; Veneridae
Product: 28S ribosomal protein S34, mitochondrial-like
Exons: 2
Coding region: 69-608 (179 amino acids)
Biological process (GO): mitochondrial translation
Cellular component (GO): mitochondrial small ribosomal subunit; mitochondrion
Molecular function (GO): structural constituent of ribosome
Source: RefSeq, a predicted model, not a curated record
ACCAACUUGUUGUCCGUUAUUAGUUUUCGCGAGAGUCAGUGAAAUAUUUUUCCUUGAUAUUUUUUAAAAUGCCAAUAAAAUACAUUGGAAGGGAAAGUCAUUUUCAUGGCAAAUCAAUUUUCGAAAUAGCAAGGAAUCUAAAAAACUUUGGAGAAGGUCGUUAUGUGUACCGUGUGGCUUUCAGCAGUCGAUAUGAAGAGCCGUCUUUCUACAGACUUACGUCAGUUGUUCCGGACAUGAAUGCAAAGGGAUAUUGCAAAGGAACAGCUGUUGGUGAAAAGAUUUUCCGUGGUAGAAACAUGGGCAUAUGCAAGAUAGAAUCUGGAAUGAAACAUGAUUGGCGUCUCAUUCCCAAGGACCAAGAACAAAACUGGCUUGAUGCUGUGAAAAAUUGUAAAGUUAAACCUGCAACAGUUGUUAAAAGCACCAGUAGACUUCCCCCUCUCAUGGAGAAGAUAUUUCAUGAUGAAAGACUAGCGUACAGUUUACCAGUAGAUGACAAAACAUUUAUUUGUGACGUAAAGAUUAACUAUCUCAAUUUUAAUAAUGUUGUUCUGGACAAGGAUUUAGAAAAUACGAAUAAAGGUGUUGAGAAUGAUACUAAAUAGGUCAUACAGUAAUAAGAAUAUUGUAAAUUUUUGAGCAGAUUUUAACAUCUUUAUAAUUUAUGUAAUUGUACAUGUAGUACAAUUUGAUAUUUAUCAUAUUAAAAUUAUCAGAUUUA